AGAGUGAGGGGAAACGGUUUGGGGACAGCCGGGCAGGCAACCGUCCAGUGGAAAAACUCACACAGAGCCCGCCAGCUUGACAUAUUUUUCAGUUUGCCGUUAGCGGCAGUGUUGAGUUUUAACAUUAUUUGUUUGGUUCUUUGCUCAAACGAAGCCGAUUUUAAUACUACAAAUCAGGCCGAGUAAUAUCGGAUGUGAUGUCCAGCUCGCCGCUGUCCAAGAAGCGUCGCGUGUCAGAAACAGAGACGAAGACGGGAUCUCACUGCUCCUCCUCUAACUCUGUCAGAACUGAUCUGUCCCACACACCUGCCAACGGCAUGGCUAAGAAUGGCAAUGAUGCUGAGAUUGAUGAAGGGCUGUACUCCAGACAACUCUAUGUGUUGGGCCAUGAAGCAAUGAAGCGCAUGCAGAACUCCAAUGUCCUCAUUUCCGGCAUGAGAGGUCUUGGAGUCGAGAUUGCCAAGAAUGUCAUCCUGGGUGGAGUCAGAAGCGUCACUGUGCAUGACCAGGGGCUUGCAGAAUGGAGAGACCUUUCCUCUCAGUUUUACAUUCGAGAGGAGGACCUUGGAAAGAACAGAGCAGAGGUGAGCCAGCCCCGCUUGGCUGAACUCAACAACUAUGUUCCUGUGACCGCCUAUACUGGAGCCCUCACAGACGACUACCUGACCAAGUUCCAGGUGGUCGUGCUGACUAACUCCCCUCUGGACGAGCAGAAGCACGUAGGAGAUUUCUGCCACAGCAAAAGCAUCAAGCUGAUCAUUGCAGACACGCGUGGCCUGUUAGGCCAACUUUUCUGUGACUUUGGAGAGGAAAUGACAGUGUAUGACACUAAUGGUGAGCAGCCACUUAGUGCCAUGAUUUCCAUGAUCACCAAGGACAAUCCAGGGGUUGUGACAUGUCUUGAUGAGGCCCGUCAUGGCUUUGAGAGCGGAGACUAUGUCACAUUCACAGAGAUUCAGGGGAUGACAGACCUCAAUGGCUGUCAGCCAGUGGAAAUCAAAGUUUUGGGCCCAUACACCUUCAGCAUCUGUGACACAACUGGCUUUAAAGACUAUGUGAGAGGAGGAAUAGUCUCUCAGGUUAAGAUGCCCAAGAAGAUCAGUUUUAAAUCCUUCUCCUCCUCCAUGGCUGCCCCUGAGUUUAUCAUGACGGAUUUUGCCAAGUUUGAGCGUCCACCACAGCUCCAUGUGGGCUUCCAGGCUUUCCAUGCCUUCCAACAGAAACACAGCCGCCUCCCUGUUCCCUGGAGCCAGUCUGAUGGCGAAGAGCUCUUGAGUUUGGCCAAGGAAUUCAACUCUGCCCAAACGGAGUCUGCCAAAGUGGAACAGCUGGAUGAAGCCCUUAUCAAAAAGAUGUCGUACGUUGCUGCUGGUGAUCUUUCCCCUGUCAAUGCUCUUGUUGGAGGUGUAGCUGCACAAGAAGUGAUGAAGGCAUGCACUGGGAAAUUUAUGCCUAUAAUGCAGUGGCUGUAUUUUGAUGCCCUGGAGUGCCUGUCUGAAGAGGAAGGAUUCAUGCUCACAGAGCAGGAAUGUGCUCCUAUAAACUGUCGAUAUGAUGGGCAGAUCGCAGUGUUUGGCACAAAGCUCCAAGAACUGCUUGCCAAACAGCGCUACUUCCUGGUUGGAGCUGGAGCCAUCGGCUGUGAGCUGUUGAAGAAUUUUGCUAUGAUUGGACUGGGAAGUGGGGAUGGUGAGGUCAUUGUGACUGACAUGGACACCAUAGAGAAAUCCAAUCUCAACAGACAGUUCCUGUUCAGACCCUCAGAUGUUACAAAAAUGAAAAGUGACACAGCUGCUGCUGCAGUGAAGCAGAUGAACCCCUCCAUCCGGAUCACGGGUCAUCAGAACAGAGUGGGCCCCGAGACAGAGAGGGUCUAUGACGACGACUUCUUUGAAAGCCUUGAUGGAGUUGCCAAUGCACUAGACAACGUUGAUGCCCGUAUGUAUAUGGAUCGCCGUUGCGUAUACUACCGCAAACCAUUACUGGAAUCUGGUACUUUGGGUACCAAAGGCAACGUCCAGGUCGUCAUCCCCUUCCUCACAGAGUCUUACAGCUCCAGUCAAGACCCACCUGAGAAGUCCAUUCCCAUCUGUACCCUGAAAAACUUUCCAAAUGCAAUUGAACACACUUUGCAGUGGGCCCGUGAUGAGUUUGAGGGGCUAUUCAAACAGCCACCGGAGAACGGCAUGCAGUACUUAACAGAUCCUAAGUUUAUGGAGCGUACGCUGAAGCUUCCAGGAGCUCAGCCUAUGGAGGUACUGGAGGCUGUGUACAAGUGUCUUGUCACAGAUUGCCCACACAGCUGGGCAGAAUGUGUGUCCUGGGCUCGCAACCACUGGCAGUGCCAAUACAGCAACAACAUCCGCCAGCUAUUGCACAACUUUCCUCCAGAUCAGCUCACUAGCUCUGGGGCCCCCUUCUGGUCAGGACCAAAGAGGUGUCCUCACCCCUUAGAAUUCAGCACUAGCAAUGACCUGCACAUGGACUAUGUAAUCGCAGCCGCCAACCUGUUUGCUCAGAUGUACGGCCUACCACGCAACACUGACCGCGCAGGUGUGGUCAAGAUCUUGCAGGACGUGAAGAUUCCACCUUUCACCCCCCGCUCAGGGGUCAAGAUCCACGUCUCUGAUCAGGAACUGCAGAACAGCAAUUCAUCUGUCGCAGAUGACUCCAAACUGGAAGAGCUCAAGAAAAAGUUGCCUUCCAAUGACACUUCCCAGUUCAAACUCGUCCCAAUUGAAUUUGAAAAGGAUGAUGAUUCCAACUUCCACAUGGACUUCAUUGUUGCAGCCUCCAACCUGAGAGCAGAGAACUACGACAUUCCACCUGCAGACCGACACAAGAGCAAACUGAUCGCUGGCAAGAUCAUCCCUGCCAUUGCCACUACGACCGCUGCAGUGGUGGGCCUGGUGUGUUUGGAGCUGUACAAGAUAGUCCAAGGCCACAAGAAGCUCGAGUCGUUCAAAAAUGGCUUCAUGAACUUGGCCCUGCCUUUCUUUGCCUUUUCUGAGCCCAUCGCUGCUCCCAAACACAAGUACUAUGAAAUUGAUUGGACCCUGUGGGAUCGCUUUGAAGUCAAAGGCCUGCAGGACAACGGGGAGGAGAUGACACUCCGGCAAUUCCUUGAUUACUUUAAGACUGUCCAUAAGUUGGAGAUCACCAUGCUUUCUCAGGGCGUGUCCAUGCUCUAUUCAUUUUUCAUGCCUGCUGCCAAACUUAAAGAGAGACUGGACCUACCGAUGACAGAGAUCGUGACCAAGGUGUCCAAAAAGAAGCUGGGCAAGCACGUGACGGCCCUGGUCUUCGAGCUGUGCUGCAACGACCUGUCGGACGAAGACGUGGAAGUGCCCUAUGUCAGAUACACCAUCCGCUGAGCUCCACACCAGGUCCACCCACUGGCGGGUGGGAGUUGCAGGGGGAUGGCAUGGGGGAGGUCUGGAUGGGGAGCCGUAGUGGGACAAGGGGUGGGGAACUCGAUCCAGGUUGGCUCUAUUGGAUCAAUGGAUUUCUUUUUUGGGCCUGCGGUUUGCGUAAACCUGUGCCUGACUGUACAUAGCCCCGGUAAGCUGACUAAAGGAUACCUUUGUCUGUUAGGGAUCCAGCUGGUGCUCGGCUGUGGGAACAGGGGUUUUAUUGGAAGAAGGGAGCAUGUACACUGGACAUCGUAAUGUUUUUCAUUAGUAAAACCUCUACACUUCAAUAAGCCUUAGUGGUCUCUGUUUUCCAAAGCCACACAUAACCCCCACCACCCCCCCAGUGUAAAAUAUAAUGCCGUGGCAGUCAAUUUUCAUUCCUCCCCCUCUACCUGCUCUCUUCUCUCCUCCAACCCCCGUCUCAUGGACCUGAUCCCACAUUACAGUUUUUUUUCCCCUUUUUUUUCCCCCUUUCAUUUUCUCAAAUGAUGCGCCUGAUUGAUUUAAGAACAACCCAGACAACUCUUAUAAACCUUAAGUCAACUUUUCCUGAGUGGAAAUCUAAAUGUAUCACACUGGCAGAUGCUCGUCCCAGUCUAAGGAACCCCUACACCCUCAUCAUAGCACAGCGUGGUUUUUGAGGGGCCCUUGCACAUGACAUCAGUUUUCUCUUUAUCCUCUUUAUAUUUCAUGUGUUUUGUUAUAUUUUAUUUUAUUUUGGGGAGGGAGGAUAGGGAUCGUAUAAAGCUUUGGCACACAUCUGGUAGAUCAUAAACUCUUUCUACUUUAACUCCAAAAGACAAAACCGUGUAAGAGCAAGGCAUUAAGAUGUAUCUUGAAGUGGGAGCACUUACUGUGAUAGUGAAUAAACAUGUAAAAAAAAA
Molecule: messenger RNA, 4297 nt
Organism: Menidia menidia (Atlantic silverside)
Lineage: Eukaryota; Metazoa; Chordata; Actinopteri; Atheriniformes; Atherinopsidae
Source: the annotation of a GenBank genome assembly